AUGACGCUGAGCCCUUCUCUGUCAAUAACAACGCCCCACUGCUGGUGGAGGAGAAUGGCACCGUGCCCAAGGGGAGCAGCACCUGGGGGGCCGCUCAGUGACCAUCCCUGCGCAGGGCCGGAGGAGCUGGAGCGCUGCCUGUUCGCUGAGACACUGGCACUGGUGGCAGCAGGAGGACAGCCGCAGGGACACCUCUGGGUGACAGCCCGACACGCACCCUAUGAGCAGGAGGGCCAGCGGGUGAGGAGCUGCCUCCUGCUCCAGGCUGGCUCCCAGGGGCUGCUGGAUGGCGUGCCACAUUCCUGCAGGCUCACAGGGUAUGUGUCUAUGCAGCUGGAGACGCUGGAGCAGGAGCAGCAUGAGCGCUUGGAGUUUGGAGCACACCCCGUGGAGAGGAAGAUCCACAUGGUACAGCACCCACGUGGAAUGACCGUCACCGUCACUACCCAGGAGGGAGAGGUAGACCCACAGCAGCAGGUGUUCUCCUACAGCUGGGCCUCGCUGGAGGGGCUGCUGGGGGAGGCUGCCAGUCUGCUGCUGCUGCGGGUGCUGGCGUGUCGCCGUGCCUUGCCCCCCAGCAUCACCUUCCCAGCCAUCGACAAGGAGGGCCACCUCUGCACCACCACCUACCGCUCCCUGGGCAUGCGUCAGCAGCCGGUGGGCUCGGCACAGGGGGAGGUGUUGGUGGUGGAAAGAGUCCUGCAUGCUGCCCAGGGCAUUCCGAUGGUGUGGCACUACAGCCUCCUCCCCAGCGGGCAUUUGGCUCGGCGGGUGCAGGUGGGGUGCCCGGUGGUUGCUGUGCUGCAGGAUGUACCUGCUGUCAGCGGCAUGGGUGCAGAGCCCCAGCCUCUCUUGCCAAAGCAGCUGCUGGACUGGGAGGAGGAUGCCCAGCUGUACUCCUGGUUCUUGGACAGGAAGGAGGAGCUGCGAGCGUCCCACAGCACCUACAUUCAGCAGCAUCCCGAGCUCUUUGCGCUGCUGGCUGACUUCCUGCAGGCCCUGCUGCUCCGCCAGCCCCCUGACCCCAUCCUCUUUGCUGCUGAAUUCUUUGCCCCCUUUGCUCGCCACCAGCCCCCUGGGCCCAGCUUCGCCUCCUCCGUAUCCCCCAGCCCCUUCUGCAGCAUCUCCUGUCCCAGCCCCCUGGCUCAGGGGGAUUAAAGGUUUCAACAGUGCUCCUGCAAUUCUCUCGUGUGUUUUGGGGAAACUGAGGCAUGGGAAGGGCUGGGAGGCUGAGCUUUCUAUGAGCCCCUCAUCCCCUCAUGGCUGUUUAGGUCUUACUUCUCCCCCUCCCCCCCCCAAAAAAAAGCCUUUCCUCGUGAUAUGGGGUGCCUAGGGCUUGCCAUGGGGCAGAGCCCUGUGCCCUGCCACCACUCCAUGUAUCCUCAGGGGUGUCACCCAGGUCCAUUCACAGCCACAGGGACUCUGUGAGGUGCAGCCUGAUUCACACCAACACUAAGCUCCCCAGUCUUCCGGAUGAGGGCAUCUCCCACCCCAACACCCCGCACUCUCCAGACCCCCCUCUCCAAGCCCGGGGUGCAUUUUGCCCUGCUCACGUGCUUGUGCAAUGCGUGCUGCUUCCUCCUCACUCCCACCCGUUUGGCCUUUUCCCCACUUCAACAGGGUCAGCAGCUCCUCCA
This is a messenger RNA of Meleagris gallopavo (turkey), 1637 nucleotides long. The record is from RefSeq and is a predicted model, not a curated record. Lineage: Eukaryota; Metazoa; Chordata; Aves; Galliformes; Phasianidae.